GCGCGGGGCAGCGGUCAGUCAGUCCUUCCAGUCGCUCCUCCUCGCCGGUCGCCUGUCAGCCAGUCACAGCCCAGUAAGGAGAUAGCAAGAUGAACCACAGCUGCCGGCUAUUGGCACAGCUCCAUCACAGGCAGCCUAGAGGGCCCCUUAGAGUUGCUCACAGGCUCUGGAGACACUACGUUUGUGCUUACUUUCCCAGGCAGACCAGUAAUGCCACACAGCCCAUGUCCUCCCUCCCUCACCCCCUUGCCCGCAUCUCUCAGCCGAUCCCUGGCGAGCUCAUCAAAAGCCACGCCAGUAACAUUGUCGGUCGCCGGCCUUGCUCGCCUCUCUGCCAGCUUGUUAGACAGUUCAGCAUGGGGUCCCAACACGAACUGCCGCUGGACACCCCAAUCCUCUACCUGAAGGCAGAGGAAGCGUUCGCCGGCCUCAGUGCUCGUGAACGCCGCUAUGCACACCACCUCUCACGUGCUUCAUGGUGGGGCGGCUUCAUCAUCCUCUGCCAGACAUCGCCGGAGAGCCCCAUCAUCUUCAACCUCCUCACCCGACUCUUCCGCUCGCAGCCGCUGGACACCCUAAAGGAAGUAGCCAUCGGGAAAGCUGGGUUCACGGAGGAUGAGUUCAAGUCCCUCGUUGUCUACUACUCCGGCCUCGUCUUCAACCUCGGGAAUUAUCUCGGGUUUGGCGAUAGGAAAUUCGUCCCGAGUGUGAGCCGCGAGAAGCUGGAGAGCCUUGUGCGGGCGUCCAAGGCCAGUCUGGAGGCGCCCGAGGUGAUGGAGUCUUACAUGAGCCGCUGCCUGGGCCCCAUGUAUGACCUGGAGGAGACCAAGCGCUUCCUGGGCAUGCCUCCAGGGGGGGUGACCAUGUACUUCACGCCCAACUGUACCCAGGAGGACGCAGAGCUGGCCCGCGAGUACAUGGCCUCACAGAACAUGGAGGCGUGGAACACUCGCCUUCUCAAGUACCAGGAGGACGGCCAGACCAUCCUCGACAUCAGGCUGGCUUCCGUUGAGUCUGGCUCGUCCCCGCCGCUCACCACCGAGACCGCGGAGUUCCAGGGACACAGGUUUAGGGUGAGCCGCGGGGACCAUUCCUUCUUCCUGCGCAAGCUGAACGAGGAACUGAAACUCGCCGGCGCACACACAGCCACGCAAGAGGAGGCGAACAUGCUGGAAAAAUAUGCGGACAGCUUUCGCGAGGGGUCGGUACAGGCACAUAAGGACGGGUCGACGGCUUGGGUGCGGAACCGUUCCCCGGCGGUUGAAUGCUACACUGGGUUCAUUGAGGUGUAUCGCGACCCUGUCAACCAGCGUGCCGAGUUCGAGUCCUUCGUCGCUGUGGUCAACCGGGAACAGUCGCGGAAGUUCGACACGUUGGUGGAGCGUGCCGAAGAUGAAUUCCUGCCACUUCUACCUUGGGGUCGCGAGUUUGAGGAGGACAAGUUCAUGCGACCGGACUUCUCCUCGCUUGACGUUGUGACCUUCGCCUCCUCGGGACUCCCCAUCGGCAUCAACAUCCCCAACUACAAGGACGUCAAGGAGGAACAUGGCUUCAAGAACGUCAGCCUUACCAACGUCAUGGCAGCUCGUUCCGGCAUCAAGGGCGGUCCGUUCCUAACCCCUGCUGAUCAUACCGUCCGGGAGAAACACGGCGCCAUGGUCCUGGAGAUCCAAGUCGGCCUCCAUGAGCUACUAGGACACGGCUGCGGGAAGUUCCUGCGGCGGAAGGACGAUGGAACGCUGAACUUUGACCCUGAGAAAGUGCGGAACCCUUACACAGGAGAGCCAGCCAGUUUUUAUGAGAAGGGUGAAAACUACAACUCCAGGUUCACCAAUCUGGCCAGUGCCUAUGAGGAGUGCCGCGCUGAGACAGUGGCACUCUAUCUCGGACUGGUGGACCCCAUACUGGAUAUCUUCGGCGUGGCAGAGGGCGACCGAGGGGAUAUGAAGUACGUGUCCUGGUUGGAUAUGAUGUACGCUGGGCUCAAGGGGCUGGAGAUGUACCAACCCACGCAGGGGAAGUGGGGCCAGGCACACUCGCAGGCACGCUAUGUCAUCCUCCGCGUGGCACUCGAGGCAGGAGGCGGCCUUGUCACCCUUACCGAGACCAAGGGCGACGAUGGACUCCCUGACCUACUCCUGACACUCGACCGCACCAAGAUCGAAAGUGUUGGACGUAAAGCCAUGGGAGACUUCCUGACCAAGCUGCAAGUGUACCGAUCGAUGGGGGACAGCAAGGCGGGUCGUGCCAUGUUCGAACGGUACUCUGAGGUGCCAUCCGACGGUCCUCAUCCCUUCGCCAAGUGGCAUGAGAUCGUGGUGAGGAAGAGGAGGCCACGCAUGGUGCUGGCGAUGCCCAACACACGCCUGGCUGGGGAUGACGUGGAGUUGGUGAGCUACGGCGAGGGCAGCGAGUGUGUGGUGCAGUCCUGGGUGGAUCGCUUCAACCCAGGGGAGUACGAGGAGGUGGAGACUGCGCUUGUGGCCUUCUGCGACUCCUGGACCAAGUGAGAUGGCACCAGGCACGCACACACACAAACCCACACACACGCUGAUAAAAGGAAUAAAUAAAUAAAAGAAAAUAAAAAAUAAAUAAAUGAAGAAAAAUUACAUACACCCCGCCAAAAAAAACACUAUUACCAUAAGAGAUAAUACACACACACACACACACACACACACACACACACACACACACACACACACACACACAU
Molecule: messenger RNA, 2710 nt
Organism: Eriocheir sinensis (Chinese mitten crab)
Lineage: Eukaryota; Metazoa; Arthropoda; Malacostraca; Decapoda; Varunidae
Gene: DppIII
Product: dipeptidyl peptidase 3-like
Exons: 4
Coding region: 90-2510 (806 amino acids)
Biological process (GO): proteolysis
Cellular component (GO): cytoplasm
Molecular function (GO): dipeptidyl-peptidase activity; metalloexopeptidase activity
Source: RefSeq, a predicted model, not a curated record